Messenger RNA from Lachnellula hyalina, 897 nucleotides. Its product is annotated as putative 3-hydroxyisobutyrate dehydrogenase, mitochondrial. Gene Ontology annotation, biological process: L-valine catabolic process. The record is from RefSeq and is a predicted model, not a curated record. NCBI's taxonomy places the organism in Eukaryota, Fungi, Ascomycota, Leotiomycetes, Helotiales, Lachnaceae. Bases 1 to 897 code for a protein of 298 amino acids. The transcript is spliced from 2 exons. Gene Ontology annotation, molecular function: NAD binding; NADP binding; 3-hydroxyisobutyrate dehydrogenase activity. Gene Ontology annotation, cellular component: mitochondrion.
AUGGCUCGCAAUCUACAAGCAAAGCUUCCCUCCACAGAUACCCUUCGAAUAUUCGAUGUCAAUGCCGAAUCGCUUGAGAGGUUUGCAACCGAAACCAAGGCCCUCUCGGCGGGUGCUGCGGUGGAGAUCGGAACCAGUCCGAGGGAUACUGCUCACAAUUCCGAAACAAUCAUUACCGUCUUGCCCGGACCAUCACACGUAAAGAAUGUGUUUGCUCAAAUCCUGAAGCGCCCACUCAGCGAAGAAAAGGUCGCAAACCCAGAUCGCUUGUUCAUUGACUGCUCCACAAUUGACCCUGCGUCUUCGAGAGAAACAGCAAGAGCGGUGCACACCACCCAGCAAGGACGAUUUGUGGACGCACCAAUGUCAGGCGGCGUAGUGGGAGCUACCGCUGGGACUCUGACUUUCAUGCUUGGAUCUCCGGAUUCCCUAGUCUCGCGUGUUGAGCCUAUUCUACUAGCUAUGGGCAAGAGGGUGCUUCAUUGUGGAGUCCAGGGAGCCGGUCUCUCAGGCAAACUCGCAAACAACUAUUUACUUGCUAUCAACAACAUCGCAACUGCAGAAGCCAUGAACCUAGGCAUCAAGUGGGGACUGGAUGCCAAAACUCUUGGAAACUUAAUUAACAUCAGCACCGGAAAGUGCUGGCCAAGUGAAAUCAACAACCCUGUGCAAGGUGUCGUCGAGGGUAGCCCGGCAAGCAGAGACUACAGCGGAGGCUUCGGCCUUAGCCUAAUGAAGAAGGAUCUUGGUCUUGCAGUUCUAGCUGCUGAGGAGGCUGGAGCUCGUCUUGAGCUUGCUGCCCGAGCCGGGGAGGUUUAUGAGGCUGCUGAGCAGCAGGAUGACUGCAAGGGCAGGGACUUCUCCGUUGUUUACAGAUAUCUUACCCGAGAAGCGUAA